CUCGCUGUUCUGAGGCUUUGGUUUUGGCGAUCAUAUACCCCAGAAAUGCCUGCAAAUUUCAAUGGUUACUGGAAAAUGCUUAGCAAUGACAAUUUUGAGGAGUAUCUGAAAGCACUGGAUGUAAACAUUGCUGUGAGAAAAAUUGCCAACUUGCUAAAACCUGACAAAGAAAUCAUUCAGAAUGGUGAUCAUAUGAUCAUUAAAACGCUAAGCACUUUUAGAAACUACAUAAUGGAAUUUGAUGUAGGAAAAGAGUUUGAGGAGGAUUUAGCAGGGGUGGAUGAUCGCAAAUGCAUGACUAACGUGAGUUGGGAUGGAGAUAAACUUCUUUGCAUACAGAAAGGAGAAAAAGAAGGCCGUGGUUGGACCCAGUGGAUUGAAGGAGAUGAAAUGCAUCUGGAAAUAAGAGUAGGUGGUGUCAAAUGUAAACAAGUCUUUAAGAAGGUACAGUGAACCUAAUCUGCCCAUUGCUGAUACAGAGAUGAAGACGAACAGAAUAGAAUGUAUGGACUUGGUACCAAAGCGCCACAUGCUCUUAGUGCCCAAGUAUAUCCUUAACAUCUAGCGAGCAGAACCCUGUGAACAUCUGUGCACAUGAAAUUAGAAGUGUGUAGUGCUGUCUUUGCAAAAAGGAUUUUUUUUUAAAUAAAUCAUUCUAAAUAAACAUAAUCAUUUUUAGAAAUGCCAA
Terrapene triunguis (Three-toed box turtle) is the source of this 688-nucleotide messenger RNA. RefSeq names its product retinol binding protein 1 (gene RBP1). Gene Ontology annotation, cellular component: nucleus; cytosol. Gene Ontology annotation, biological process: fatty acid transport. NCBI's taxonomy places the organism in Eukaryota, Metazoa, Chordata, Testudines, Emydidae. Gene Ontology annotation, molecular function: fatty acid binding. The transcript is spliced from 4 exons. The coding region runs from base 46 to 453 and encodes 135 amino acids. The record is from RefSeq and is a predicted model, not a curated record.